Molecule: messenger RNA, 1915 nt
Organism: Salmo salar (Atlantic salmon)
Lineage: Eukaryota; Metazoa; Chordata; Actinopteri; Salmoniformes; Salmonidae
Source: RefSeq, a predicted model, not a curated record
CGCUUCACUCCACUCUCUGCUCAGGAGGAGCUUCAGGAUUUUCACUUGUUCCGUGCAACAUCUCAUUUGAAGACUCGUUUACCAAGGAGCUAACGCCUGCGACUAAGAGGGGGAAAGGUAUCUGAACUUCCCAGCUGACUAACAGACCCUGCAGUGUUGUCUUCCCUACCAGUAGACUGAAUGACCAGACCAGACCAGGCAGUGCUCCCAGUGUAUCUGGACUGGACCAUUUGGACUAUUUGGCCUCAGUGUCCCAGACUCUGCAGUGGUACCAUCAGUAUUGGACUAUAUAGACUGUAUUUGGACUGACUGACCAGCUCCAGUGAGCCUCCCUCCCUCCUUCCCUCCCAGCAGGCAACAUGACCCCUCAGACCCUUUAAACCCAGACCUCUCCAACAGCCAGUCCACAUGGACACCGCCUCCACCCACUGGCAGCAAGGCAUCCUGGGUAACGACAGUCUCGGCCUCCACCUCGACCGGCCGGGGUUCCACUCUGACGUCACCAAGCAUGUAGGAGUCCAGGCUGCUUUGAUCACAGCGUAUAGUCUGAUCAUCUUACUGGGUCUAGUAGGCAACGCCCUAGUCAUCUACAUGAUCAUCCACUUCCGGAACAUGAGGACAGUCACUAACUUCUUCAUAGCUAACCUGGCCCUGGCCGACCUGUUGGUGGAUACUUUGUGUUUACCGUUCACACUGGUUUAUACUUUGCUCGACGAGUGGAAGUUCGGCGCAGUGCUGUGUCACAUGGUCCCGUUCGCCCAGGCGUUGAGCGUGCACGUGUCGAUCCUGACGCUGGCCGUCAUCGCUCUGGAGCGCUACAGGUGUAUUGUGUUCCACCUGGGCCAGCGCCUCACCUGGCGAAGCAGCCUGCUCAUCAUGGCUUUCACCUGGACGCUGUCCGCCGUGCUGGCCAGCCCGCUCGCCAUCUUCAGAGAGUACCGUCAGGAGGAGAUCCCGUCCAUCAACCUGAGGAUCUCGGUCUGCUAUGAGAAGUGGCCUUACGGCAGCAGCAGAGACGGAGUCAUUUACAGCCUGUCUAUGUUACUGCUGCAGUACGUGCUGCCACUCUCCAUCAUCAGUUAUGCUUACAUCUGCAUCUGGGUGAAGCUGAAGAACCACGUGAGUCCGGCGAGCCGCAUCGACGCCGUCCAGCGCAGGAAGAAGACCACCAAGAUGCUGGUUAUGGUGGUUGUGGUCUUCGCCACAUGCUGGCUGCCCUUCCACGUGUUUCAACUAGCCAGUGACCUAGACCUGGUGCUCAGCUUAAGACAAUACAAGCUCAUCUAUACUCUCUUCCACAUCGUAGCCAUGUGCUCCACCUUCGCCAACCCGCUCCUGUACGGCUGGAUGAAUAAGAACUACAGGAAUGGGUUCCUCACGGUGUUCAGGUGUGAGGAUAAACCAGACAGUAUUCACCCUGAGGGAUCCUUCAGGACCCGGUCACUAAGGAGGAUGUCUCUGAACAGGAGGAACGGAGGAAACCCUCCUACUGCCGUCUGAUUGGUUGAUUGAUUGAUUUGCCGUCUGAUUGAGGCUGCUGUAUGGAGUGAUAUUAGCACCAUUAGAAAGAGAAUCUGAGGCUGCUGUAAAAAUUAAAAAUAAGCCUUGUCCGAGCCAGAACGGCCCAUAGGGCAGGAGUCCAUCUCCGGUUUCUGUACAGUGAACCAGAACGGCCCGUAGGGCAGGAGUCCAUCUCCUGUUUCUGUAGAGUGAACCAGAACGGCCCAUAGGGCAGGAGUCCAUCUCCUGUUUCUGUAGAGUGAACCAGAACGGCCCAUAGGGCAGGAGUCCAUCUCCUGUUUCUGUAGAGUGAACCAGAACGGCCCAUAGGGCAGGAGUCCAUCUCCGGUUUCUGUACAGUGAACCAGAACGGCCCGUAGGGCAGGAGUCCAUCUCCUGUUUCUGUAGAGUGAAC